AUGUGCCCAAUGAUCCUCAAUCGCCUCUCCGACGGUCCCGCGACGGUCCUCUCUCCCCAGGAACACGCCUUCGCUCAGUUCCCGCAGUCCAUGCUGGACUCUCCAUCAAGCUUCAACGGCAUCUCCAACCCAAACAUCGCCUUCGCCAACAACCCUGCGCAAGCUUCCUCGAGCUUAAACUUCACAGCUCCCCAAAAACCAUCCCGGAAGAGGUCGCGUGAUGAAGCUUCCUUCGAAGAGGCACUGGCUUCCACUGCGCCUACAGCCCCUACACCGUCACCACCAAAGGUAGAGCCUAUCUAUGGCGAAGGAAUGGUCCUCGUCAACCCACAGACUGGCCUUGCCCUCUCUGCCGAGAGUCAGACCGGCACAUGGUACGAGCAAGAAUCCGAGGCGCACCAGGCCACCGCCGCGCCAGUUUCCUCCCGGUCCAACGCAGUGUUAUCUGACACCGGUGACGCUAGUCGCAAGUCUCAGCGGCUUGAUAAAUCUGCCCCGGGCCUGGACGACAUCGCCCUCUCCUCAAUCCACCAACGCCUCAACGACCCCAGCUGCAACGAGCAGCACCGCACCCUCAACCUCGGACCUGCACCACCCGCAGAGCCACUCGUUGACGACGCAACCCAUCUCCUCGGCAUUGGCUGGCAGCGCGUCAGCACAGAUGACGACAUGGCAUGCGCCGUUCGCGGCUGGACAAAAUACAUCGACAACCAGUUCUCUGCCUACCUACACGACUCGCAGAUCCUCAUCAAGAGCCGCGCUCUAGACGCUUUCCUGGUCGCUGCUACUCCGACCUCUGGAACCUCACCUGCCUUUUACCUUUUCACUGAAGAUCUGACGCAAGGUCAGCUCGUCGCUUCUUCGUGGGAAGCCUGCAUCCAAAAUCUGCGCAGCACCCCAAUCAUCUUCGAGGGCGCUGCCCCUCUCGCCGCUACCGAUCGACCCGACGCCCAACUGACUCCCUUCAGCAACAUGGAUACUGGCGUACCACUCCUCCAGCAAGCCAUGUCCAACAGCUCACACGCACCGGGACUGGGCGGAGGCGUAGAAAUGGGAAUGGAGAUUGACUCGUGA
This is a messenger RNA of Penicillium antarcticum, 1074 nucleotides long. RefSeq lists its product as uncharacterized. The coding region runs from base 1 to 1074 and encodes 357 amino acids. NCBI's taxonomy places the organism in Eukaryota, Fungi, Ascomycota, Eurotiomycetes, Eurotiales, Aspergillaceae. The transcript has a single exon. The record is from RefSeq and is a predicted model, not a curated record.